Molecule: messenger RNA, 1185 nt
Organism: Malassezia japonica
Lineage: Eukaryota; Fungi; Basidiomycota; Malasseziomycetes; Malasseziales; Malasseziaceae
Exons: 2
Coding region: 1-1185 (394 amino acids)
Biological process (GO): endoplasmic reticulum tubular network organization
Cellular component (GO): endoplasmic reticulum tubular network
Source: RefSeq, a predicted model, not a curated record
AUGGCGGGCGGAUCGUGGCUGCCGUGGUGGCCCAAGUCCUGGAACCCCUUUUCGCGAUGGAAGUACUCGUCUGCGUACGACUAUGAUACGAUCCUUGCCUCGCUUGCCGAGGAGAUCGAGGUGGUGGAGCUGACGCUGAUGGACAUCAAAGCGCGCAAACGCCGCGCCGUGUCCCGCGUGCUGCAAGUGCUGUUGAUGCUGUGGGUCGGUGCGCUGGCUGUGCUGUGGGGCUAUGCAUCGCUUGCGUACACGGACGAGGACUAUGCGUGGGCGCGCUCCAUGUUCCUCCUCGGCCUGAUUGUCGGCACGCCCGUCCUCCUGGUCGUCUUCCACCGCCUGAUCUCGCUCUGGUUCCGCCGCCUGGAGAAGGCGCAGGAGACACACUUGCAGGCGCUCCGCAAGCAGCGCCGCGAAAAGAUUAAUGAGAUCAAGAAGGCGACCGACUUUGAGCACCUGCGUCUGCUCCUGGAGCGCUACGACGACGAGACAAGCGUCCCCGAGCCCAGCUAUACCCAUGCCGACGGCGCCGAACACACGUCCGAUGCUCAGUCGCUGCGCAGCAAGCACUCGAUCUCAUCGCUGCGCCGCGAGCCGUCGCGGGACAGCCUGCGUCCGGGGCGCCCUGCCGAGGCGCGGCACAGCCGCAAGCCGUCCGAGAAAGGCGCGCCGAAGCUCGCGCCUGCGAUCACCGGCAUGCCGAUCAUGGGCGUGCCGAGCGCGCCUCCCGCGCGCGGCUGGAUGGACAAGUUUGCAGACGUGAUCCUCGGCACGGAUCCCUACGGCGCCUCGCUCGAGGACCAGCAGUAUGCACUCAUCUGCCGCAACUGUUUCCGGCAUAAUGGGCUAGUGCCCAAGAAUGAACUGAACGAGAUCCAAUACGUGUGCCCCCACUGCAACACGUUCAACUCGCGCCGCCCCUCAAGCAAGCCGGUCUCGUCGCCGUUUGCCGGCACCUCUAGCUUUGCCGCCCCCCCCAAAGAGGCGGACGAAGGGGAGGGCGAGCGCGAGCGCCCGGCGGGUGCGUCGCCGUCGAUGCCCGCGAGUGCUACGAGUCUGCCGUGGGCGCCGAAGCCCACGGACGAGGAGCCGGCCGGCAUCCGGCGCAGUGCGCGCCUGCGCUCGGCCACUCGCGAGUACGACUCGGACGAGCGAGACGAGUCUAUGCAGGUAGACGACAAUGCAUAG